GUUAAAAGUUUGUGAUCCUUACUUGAACACUGAUGCUGGGACCAUGUCUCCGUAUGAGCACGGGGAAGUAUACGUGUUGGAUGAUGGAGGAGAGGUUGACCUGGACCUUGGGAAUUAUGAGCGUUUCCUUGACAUUCAGUUGACAAGGGACAACAAUAUUACCACAGGGAAAAUUUAUCAGUCAGUUAUUGAAAAGGAAAGAAGAGGAGAUUAUUUGGGAAAGACUGUUCAGGUGGUGCCUCACAUUACAGAUGCCAUUCAAGAAUGGAUUGAACAUGCAGCAUCCAUCCCGGUUGAUGGAAACGACAGUCCAGCCGAUGUUUGUGUCAUCGAACUUGGUGGCACUAUAGGGGAUAUUGAAUCUAUGCCGUUUAUUGAAGCCUUGGGACAAUUUUCGUAUCGCGUUGGAGCUGGAAACUUUUGCUUGAUACAUGUCAGUCUUGUGCCUGUUCUGAACGUGGUUGGUGAGCAGAAAACGAAACCAACACAGCACUCUGUUAGGGGACUGCGAAACCUGGGAUUGACACCAAAUAUUUUAGCAUGUCGGAGCACAUUGAAACUUGAUGAGAAUGUCAAGGAUAAAAUUUCUCAAUUCUGUCACGUUCCGGUUGAAAAUGUCUUAACUCUAUAUGAUGUAUCAAACAUCUGGCAUGUUCCUUUGCUUUUGAAAGACCAGAAGGCGCAUGAAGCAAUUUUGAGAGUAUUGAACCUUAAAGGAGUUGUAAAGGAACCUUCCUUAGGAGAAUGGACUUUGAGGGCUGAGCUAUGUGACAAGUUAUAUGACCCAGUUAAAGUUGCCAUUGUUGGGAAGUAUGCAGGACUCUCCGAUUCUUACCUCUCAAUCAUGAAGGCUCUAUUGCAUGCUUCGGUCGCUUGUCACAGGAAACUUUGUGUGGAUUGGGUUCCAGCUGGAGACCUUGAAGACAUUACCGCAGAAGAGAAUCCUGAAAAUUAUGAGAAAGCUUGGGAAAUAUUAAAGGGAGCCCAUGCAGUACUUGUUCCUGGAGGAUUUGGUGGAAGGGGAGUGGAGGGUAAAAUACUUGCAGCUAAGUAUGCUCGUCAAAAUCGGAUUCCUUAUCUGGGGAUCUGUCUGGGGAUGCAAAUAGCUGUGAUUGAGUUUGCCCGAUCAGUUCUUGGUUUGGAAGAUGCAAACAGCACGGAGUUUGAUCCUAAUACCCCACACCCAUGUGUUGUAUUUAUGCCGGAGGGCUCAAAAACCCACAUGGGAGGGACUAUGCGGCUUGGAUCUAGGAGGACUUAUUUUCACCGUUGGGACUCUGUAUCUACGAAAUUAUAUGGCAAUAGGAGAUUCAUUGACGAAAGGCAUCGCCACAGAUAUGAGGUGAAUCCUGAGAUGGUAGGGCAGCUUGAAGACGCCGGUCUCCAUUUCACUGGAAAAGACGAAUCUGGAAAUCGAAUGGGGAUUGUUGAGCUUCCCAAUCAUCCUUACUUUAUCGGUGCUCAAUUUCAUCCCGAGUUCAAAUCAAGACCAGGAAAGCCUUCCCCACUCUUCUUAGGCCUCAUAGCUGCAGCAGUUGGGCAGCUAGACAGUGUCCUCCAGAAGAAGGGCAUCAUCCCAAAGACAAAGGGCACAGUUAACGGUAACACCACGAUAAAGAACAAACUCAAAAAGGGACCCACCCUCCUUCCAAACGGAGGGUCUUUUGAAGUACACUGCAAUGUCGUUAAUGGCAUCCACGUCUGACAAGGGGUUCUCAGCCGGUGGGAGGAUGGGUGUCCCUGCCUUGCUUGAACUUCCCACCAUUGUUAUCGUUUUCCGUUGCAGUUUUGUUAUGUAUAGCUAAUCUAGAGUGAGAUACUCCUGUUGGUGUGGAACAGUUCUGUUGGAACAGUUCUGUAAGAAGACUGAAUAUUUAUUUAUUAGUGAAGGGGUUAUUUUAGAUGAUCAUAUCUGAUUUUAUGAGGAAAGGAGGAUAUGAUCAUAUGCCCUGGCGCCCUGCCCCUUACCUGGGGGGGAAUGUUGGCGAGAAAUUAUUGUACUUCGUUACAUGCUAUUGGAUAGUGGAUACUGCUUUUUACUGU
This is a messenger RNA of Cuscuta campestris, 2043 nucleotides long. Lineage: Eukaryota; Viridiplantae; Streptophyta; Magnoliopsida; Solanales; Convolvulaceae. The record is from the annotation of a GenBank genome assembly.